AUGAAGGUCGGGCAGCUGUACUCUGUGGCUGAAGCCAGCAAGAAUGAGACAGGAGGAGGAGAAGGCAUCGAGGUACUGAAGAACGAACCCUACGAGAAGGAUGGAGAAAAGGGACAAUACACACAUAAAAUAUACCACCUAAAGAGUAAAGUCCCAGGUUAUGUGAAGAUGAUUGCACCAGAGGGAGCGUUAGUUUUUCACGAAAAGGCCUGGAACGCCUACCCAUACUGUCGCACUAUUGUGACGAAUGAGUACAUGAAGGACGACUUCAUGAUUAAGAUCGAGACGUGGCACAAACCUGACAUGGGAACAAUAGAAAAUGUUCAUGAUCUGGAUGAGCAGACGUGGAGGACUGUGGAGGUGGUUCCCAUAGAUAUCGCAAGCAAAGAAGAAGUGGCGUCCGCGGACUACAAGCCAGAAGAAGAUCCUUCUCUUUACCACUCCGCCAAGACGGGCAGAGGACCCCUGGGACCUGAAUGGAAGGACGAGCUGAAGACAGAUUGUCCUUACAUGUGUGCAUACAAACUGGUCACCGUCAAGUUCAGAUGGUGGGGUCUGCAGACCAAAGUGGAAAGCUUCAUCCAGAGGCAAGAAAAGCGUAUUUUCACCAACUUCCACCGCCAGCUGUUCUGCUGGAUUGACAAAUGGGUGGGUUUGACCAUGGAGGACAUCAGGCGGAUGGAAGAGGAGACUCAGAAAGAGCUCGAGGAGAUGCGUCAGAAGGGAGACGUGCGAGGCACCUCUGCAACAGACGAGUAGAGGCCGGUGGCUGUAGGUCAAACACUAGAGGCAGGCUGACUGCGUAAAACAGGUCCGAUUCGAGGCACCAGUGCUGCUCAUGAGCAAUGAGGCAAAUCAACCAAACCCUGUCAUGAUGAUGUCAUCAGAGACACGUCCAACCACGAUGAGGAAGUGGCCCCCGACGUCGCCUCUUCUCUUCUCUUCUGUCUCACAUGAUUCAUUGGGGGGUUUGACAAGAUUGGUUAACAGUACUGUACAGAUUCUACCCCAAUCACAAGCCUCCUGUUCACUCAGAAAAAAAAAUACAAAUACAAACAAACAAACAAACAUGGUUUUGCAUACAUAUAUAAAAAAAGAAAAAGAAAAAAAAACUCUUUGCACAGAACGUAAAUUGCCUGAUAUGUAAAUUGUUAGUUGAUUAUCACAAUGGGCUUUGUUUUUAUUCAGGUGUGUUAAAACCGUGACUCAGAAAAAGUCUCAGCCUUUUAAAUUCAGUAGAAUGUUAUUUUUAGCUUCAACAGGUUCCCACCAAAAAAAAAAAAAAAAAAUUGGGUUAUAAGAAAGACUUUAGCAGGUAUUGGAAUAUUUACGCCCCCCCCCCCCGUCGUCGUCCCCCCCCCUUUUAUCUUCCCAUGUAUUAUAACUGUCUGUCUCUACUUUAA
Messenger RNA from Scomber japonicus (chub mackerel), 1403 nucleotides. RefSeq names its product phosphatidylinositol transfer protein beta isoform-like. Gene Ontology annotation, biological process: phospholipid transport. Gene Ontology annotation, cellular component: cytoplasm. Lineage: Eukaryota; Metazoa; Chordata; Actinopteri; Scombriformes; Scombridae. The coding region runs from base 1 to 759 and encodes 252 amino acids. The transcript has 11 exons. The record is from RefSeq and is a predicted model, not a curated record. Gene Ontology annotation, molecular function: phosphatidylcholine intramembrane carrier activity; phosphatidylcholine binding; phosphatidylinositol binding.